GGGCCCUGGGAGCCUCAUUCGACAGUACAACUCGGGACUCACCGGUUCUAUACGAGUAGUUCUCCCAAAAACGCCAGGAUUAAUAUCUUUAUAUAUAUUUUUCUACGAAACAGUUUCACAUUUGACACGCCGUGCUCGUCGAAUCGCGCCUUGUUUUUCCAUUUCGGACUAGUCCUCGCGGAAUAUGGACAACUUCGCCUUCCAGCUCGCCAAUCCGCCGCGUCCCGUGAAGGCUCUACGGGUGUGCUUCUUGCGGAACAACGAUCCGCACUUCCAGGGAGUCUGCAUAGCGGUGAGCCGAUUCCGCUUCAAGGACUUCCAGGCGCUCCUGGAGGGCGUCACCGAGGCGCUCCGCAAGCACGUACCGCUCCGCUCGGCGAUCACCCACAUCUGGCGCAUCGACGGGUCCCCGUUCACCACCAUGAUGUGCUUCUGCGAGGGCGACAUCGUCGUCUGCUGCUGCAAGUACGAGAUCUUCAGCCGCAUAUGCUACCAGGUCAACAAGGACUUCCUGCGCCUGUACGGCUCGCUGCUCCGCUGGCAGGGCGUGCGCUCCGAGAGGAACAACUGCCUCCAGGCCAUAAAGACGGACGAGCUGCCCGAGUCCGUGCAUCUGUACAUCGCAAACAUAAAGCCGAUCUUCCAGUCGAUGCGGGCCGCCAUCUUCCGAGGCCAGAGCAACGGAGACGAGGCCAUGCCCUUCAUCAUCAAGAUGGUGGACAAGGUGCUGAUGAAGGCCAACUCCGAGGACCCCUACCAGGAGGUGGAGAUGAUGCGGGCCCUGCAGUCGCACGAGAACAUCCUGGAGUUGGUCUACACAAUCGAGCAGAAGCAAUUCAUCUACCUGGUGAUCGAGUACAUGGACCACGACCUCGACUACCUCAUCCGCACCCGCGGCCUCAUCGCCCAGAAGGACGCCAAGGCCGUGAUCUCGGCCACGACCGCCGGCCUGGUCCACAUGCACCGCCACCAGAUCAUCCAUCGCGACAUCAAGCCGGAGAACAUCUUCAUCAGCAUCAACAGGGAGUUCCCUGAGCGCGAUCCCUGGUGCUGGCCCGUCAUUGGCAACAUCAAGAUCGCUGACUUCGGAAUGGCGAUCUCCUACCGGGGCAGCAAGCUCUACGCCUGCUGCGGCACUCCGCCGUACAUGGCGCCGGAGCUGAUCAAGGAGGCGGGCUACGACUACCUGGUGGACUCCUGGUCCCUGGGGAUCAGCAUCUACCAGAUGUUCUUCGGGCGCCGGCCCUUCGGCGAGACCUCCGACAACAUGAACGAUCUGUACGACACCAUCGUGAACGCCGAGCUGCGCUACCCCAUCGACUGGAUGAGGUGCACCACCAGGGAGGGCAGGGACCUUCUCGACGCGCUCCUCGUGAAGAAUCCGGCCCGCAGGAUGUCCAUCAACGACGUCAAGAAGCACCCGUACCUGUGCUCCCCGUAGACUUAGUCCCAAAAUUCGUUCGUUGGUUCCCCAAAACACUUGGCUGAGGAGUCGGCUGGAUUAAAUGCCGAAUGAGUCAGUC
Drosophila ananassae is the source of this 1523-nucleotide messenger RNA. Its product is annotated as serine/threonine-protein kinase GE16371. Gene Ontology annotation, biological process: protein phosphorylation; intracellular signal transduction. The record is from RefSeq and is a predicted model, not a curated record. Gene Ontology annotation, molecular function: protein kinase activity; ATP binding. The transcript has 2 exons. Lineage: Eukaryota; Metazoa; Arthropoda; Insecta; Diptera; Drosophilidae. Bases 185 to 1441 code for a protein of 418 amino acids.